Molecule: messenger RNA, 408 nt
Organism: Lachancea lanzarotensis
Lineage: Eukaryota; Fungi; Ascomycota; Saccharomycetes; Saccharomycetales; Saccharomycetaceae
Product: LALA0S01e02784g1_1
Exons: 2
Coding region: 1-408 (135 amino acids)
Biological process (GO): translation
Cellular component (GO): ribosome
Molecular function (GO): structural constituent of ribosome
Source: RefSeq, a predicted model, not a curated record
AUGUCUGACGCUAUCACUAUCCGCACCAGAAAGGUCAUCUCCAACCCAUUGCUGGCUAGAAAGCAGUUCGUCGUCGACGUCUUGCACCCAAACAGAGCCAACGUCUCCAAGGAUGAGUUGCGUGAAAGAAUCGCCGACGCCUACAAGACCGAAAAGGACGCUGUCUCUGUCUUUGGCUUCAGAACCCAAUUCGGUGGUGGUAAGUCCAUUGGUUUCGGUCUAAUCUACAACUCUGUUGCCGACGCCAAGAGAUUCGAACCAACCUACAGAUUGGUGAGAUACGGUUUGGCCACUAAGGUCGAAAAGGCCUCCAGACAACAGAGAAAGCAGAAGAAGAACAGAGACAAGAAGGUCUUUGGUACCGGUAAGAGCUUGGCCAAGAAGGUUGCUCGUCGUAACGCCGAUUAA